AUGUCCUCCGAGUCGGCCCCAACAUCCAAUGCAGAGCUCGACAAACAGGCUCCGCCUUCAUUUGGGCACGCUAUGCACAAGUUAUUCGAGUUUGACCCAUCUUACGUGAACCUCAACCAUGGCUCGUAUGGUUCAUCACCCAAACCAGUCAGAGUUGCAUGUGAUAAGCUCAACACUCGGAUCGAAGCUAACCCAGACAAAUUCUUGCGCAUCGAGUGUAUUCACCACUGGAUCGAGGCUCGUACUCGAGUGGCCAAGCUGAUAGGGGCAGAUGUUGAUGAAUGCGUUUUGGUGAAUAAUACAUUACAUGGCAUAAGUACAAUUCUCCGCAACUUCGAGUGGCACGAAGGGGAUAUCAUCAUUGAGACGACCACAACUUAUAAUGCCGUGUCCCGAGCGAUUAAGUAUCUCGGAGAUAUCCCACCGUAUCCACAAGUAUCCAUAUUCAAUCUUCACUGGCAAGAACAUAUCCGCCAGACUCGCAAGGUCGUCACCGUAGUAGACGCCAUCGCGGCCAACCCUGGGGUACGUCUUCCUUGGAAAGAAAUGGUGGCCAUUUGCAGGGGUGCAGGUGUUUGGUCAGUGGUGGAUGCCGCGCAUUCAAUUGGCCAGGAAGUGGAUAUCAAUUUGUCGGAAGCGAAGCCUGAUUUUUGGAUAUCGACUUGCCACAAAUGGCUCUUUGCAAAGAGAAGUUGCGCAGUCCUUUAUGUGCCAAAACGAAACCAGCAUGUUAUCAAAUCUUGUAUACCCACUCCACGCAAUUAUUGCUCACCUCGAGACAAGGAUUACAAUGGCCCACAAAGUUUCGUGAAUCUUUUUGAAUCCUUGGACUUCAGACAGUGGCUCGGCGGCGAACAUAAGAUCAACAAAUACACUCACAAUCUCGCAAUCGCAGGUGGGAAGUAUUUGGCAAGUCUCCUAGGAACUAGUGUAAUGGACCCUGACGGUGACUUGACUUUGAAUAUGGUUAACGUGGAACUGCCCAUUCCUGGCGACAUUAAAUAUUCGAAUGAAAUUAACAACCUGCUGAGAACUACGUUGUUAAUUGAGUGGAACGUGUAUGCUAUUCAUUACUACCACAACGGAAAAUGGUGGACAAGGUGUAGCGUGCAGAUAUGGAACGAGAUUUCAGACUUCGAAGUUCUCGCCGAUGCUUUCAAGGACGCGUGCCAGAAAGUAGUGAAGUUUGCGAGGCAAUAA
This is a messenger RNA of Suillus subaureus, 1200 nucleotides long. Its product is annotated as pyridoxal phosphate-dependent transferase. NCBI's taxonomy places the organism in Eukaryota, Fungi, Basidiomycota, Agaricomycetes, Boletales, Suillaceae. The record is from RefSeq and is a predicted model, not a curated record. The coding region runs from base 1 to 1200 and encodes 399 amino acids. The transcript is spliced from 10 exons.